AUGCCUCUCCUCAUCACUGAAAAUCAAUCAGCUUUUGUUUCAGGAAGGCAGAUUCAGGAUAAUAUCAUUGUUGCUCAUGAGUUAUUCCAUUAUUUGAAAGUGCAACGAUCUAGUGAGUCUGGAAGCUUUGCUCUUAAGCUGGAUAUGAACAAGGCUUACGACCGCAUUGAGUGGUCUUUUCUUGAGGCAGUUCUUCUUAAAAUGGGAUUUGCUGGUAGAUGGGUCUCUCUUAUUAAGCAAUGCAUUUCUACAGUAUCUCUUUCAGUAUUGGUUAAUGGAAAGCCAGGGGUGUUCUUCAAGCCUUCCAGAGGUCUUCGUCAAGGUGAUCCUCUUUCUCCUUUUUUGUUCUUGUUCUUGAAUGAUGUGUUGUCUCAGAUUCUUUGCAAACUUACAAUGGUUAAUAUUCUUCAGCCGGUUCAAAUUGGGGACUUGGGGCCAAAGGUUAGUCAUUUGUUUUUUGCAGAUGAUUCAUUGUCCUUUCUACGAGCUACUGUCUUUAAUUGUGAAGUUCUUUCUGAUGUCCUUCACCAUUAUUGUUCAGCAUUUGGUCAGAUUAUCAAUACAAUGAAGUCUAGCCUUUAUUUCUCCCCAAAUACUCAUCCCCACAUAGUGCAAUUAAUCAGUUACAUGUUGAAUAUGAAAGCAGUAAAAGAUCUGGGGAAAUAUUUAGGUCUACCAACCAUUUGGAGUCGUUCAAAAGUUUCAGCUCUUGGGUACAUUCGAGAUACGAUUUUGAAAAAAAUUCAAGGUUGGAAGCAAGGAAUCCUUUCUCCUGCUGGCAAAGAGAUAUUGAUAAAGGCAGUGGCAGCUUCCAUUCCUAUUUAUCCGAUGGCAUGUUUUAAGUUUCCAAAAACUUUGUGCAAUCAGAUUAAUUCAGCUUUAGCUCGUUUUUGGUGGAGUAAUACUUCAGAUCAGGGGGUACAUUGGAAAGAUUGGAAUAGUUUGGGAGCUCCUAAAUCUGUUGGCGGUUUGGGAUUUCGAAGUUUGGAGUCUUUUAACUUGGCUCUUUUGGCAAAACAAGCUUGGCGUUUAAUACAUUCUCCUACUGCUUUAUGGGUUCAAGUGCUACAAGCUCGGUACUUCUCCAAUACUAGUUUCCGGAAAGCUCAUAAAGGAGGAACUCCUUCCUGGAUUUGGUCCAGUUUACUUGAAGGUCGAAAUCUCCUUUUUCAAGGUACUAGUUGGAGAAUUGGAAAUGGUUGUCUCACUGAUAUGUGGAAUGACAAAUGGCUGCCGCAAGCUUCAUAUUCCCUUGCAUCACAUUAUGGUCAACAACCUCCAUUAAUGGUCAAUCAGCUCAUUACGUUGGAUCCUCCCUCUUGGAAUUUAACAUCUGUAGCUCAUAUUUUGUCUGUUUCAGAUCAAGCGGCGAUUCAGGUGAUUCCCCUCGUUGAUACAGGCAAUGAAGAUAAAUUGAUUUGGCCGCAUCAACAAUCAGGUUCUUAUACAGUCAGGUCAGGGUAUCAUUUAGCUCAAGCAACUAUGACUUCAAUUCCCAAAUUAAAAGCUUCUUCUUCACAUUCUGUUACCUCAGCAGUGUGGAAAUGGAUUUGGAACUUGCAAACUCUUCCAAAAAUCAAAAUCUUUAUUUGGAAAGCAGUUAGUAAUUUUGUGGCUACAAAGGGAAACUUGCAUUUUCGGCAUAUAUCUCAGUCUUCUUUAUGUCCUAUUUGCAAUGCUUUUCCUGAAACAAUUGAACAUGUUUUGUUUACUUGCCCUUGGGUAGUUUGUGUUUGGUUUGCUCACCCUUUUGGCAUUCAUGUUCAAUGUUCUCAGAUUACUACGCUGGAUGCUUGGAUUCAACAGCUUAUUAACUUGCGGAGUUCUGUUGCUGAUAUGAGUUAUGGUUUGGCAGCCCUACUUAGAGAUUCUUCUGGUUCUCUUCUUCAUGGUGUAGUCUUUGUUGGUAAAGCAAUUUCGGCAGAAGCUGCAGAGGCUCAAGCUCUUCUUCAAGGUCUCAAGUUGGCUAAGUCGGUUGGUUUGAUCUCUUUCUCUAUGGAAGCUGAUUGUUUAUCCCUCAUAUCAGCUUUGAAAUCCCCUAAAGGAUCUGUUUCUUGGUUUCCUGCCUCUUGGUUUCAGCAAAUUAAGUCUUUGGCAGGUUCUUUUUCUUCUAUUAACUGGUCUUGGAUCAGUAGGGAGGCAAAUGCAGCAGCUGAUACUGCUGCUCACUUUGCUUCAAGUUUAGAGUGUUCUUUGAACUGGGUUCAUAAUCCUCCUUGCUUUUUGCUACAUGUUCUUCAAUCGGAUGCGGUCUCUGCUCCUCCUUGA
Molecule: messenger RNA, 2268 nt
Organism: Fragaria vesca subsp. vesca
Lineage: Eukaryota; Viridiplantae; Streptophyta; Magnoliopsida; Rosales; Rosaceae
Product: putative ribonuclease H protein At1g65750-like
Exons: 2
Coding region: 1-2268 (755 amino acids)
Molecular function (GO): nucleic acid binding; RNA-DNA hybrid ribonuclease activity
Source: RefSeq, a predicted model, not a curated record